AUUUAGCUAGCAUUAGGAUGACAGGUUACCUGACAGAACUGUAGACAGGAAGUUAGCUGUUUUUGAGGGUGGACACAUGUUUUGUUUUCAUUGAGACAUGCCCUUGAAUGCCUUGUCAGUCCUGCUGGUGUAAUAUUAGGUCAACAGUAACAGCGCCACCAUGGGGUUCCUACUGUCCAAAUCCAUGGAUGCAAACUUCAAAAAGCAGCAAGAAUUCAUGCUCCACAAUUCACGGCUGCAGAUGGAGCGUCAGAUCUUGAUGCAGAACCAGAUGAGAGAGAGACAGAUGGCUAUGCAGAUUGCCUGGUCCAGAGAGUUCCUCAAUUACUUUGGGGCUUUCUUUGCACUGACUACAGUUGGACUCACUGCAGGGGCUAUUAAAAGAAAGAGACCUUUCCUGUUGGCUCCCAUCGUUCCUCUCAGCUUUAUAUUUGCCUACCAGAUGGACAGCGCCUAUGGGACGCUUAUUUAUCGCAUGAGAGGGGAGGCUGAGACUAUCAUGACGUCUGAACAUGAGCGUCUGGACUUGCCUCAUGGGACUCCAACUUUCGAUAGCAUAGAGAAAGCCCGCCGUGCUCGAAGCAGCCUCGCCUCCUUCUUGGAGAAAUAACGUGUUGGUUAUUUGAGAGAAAAUCAUAACCGUCCAGUCGAUGCAUUCACCCAUUCUGCUUUUGCUUAAAAAAAAACAAAAAACGGCCAAUUACCUACUGCCUAUUUGACAUCAUUAAGUCUAUGGUUUGCACUAAUUUUAUGUCAUGGACCUUGAGUCAAAUCAGUCUCAAUAUUAAUAAGUAGAAAAUAAUGUUGUUCUUGUGGUUAUUGUUAAAACAUCAGUAGCUAAACGUAUAGUAAAGCCAAAAAAAAAAACUUAUAUCGAUAAGAGAUGCAGUGUCGGUACUGAAGUAUAUCAUGGAAUAAAUAUGUUACAUGAAUAUUUGCAUCAAUUACAUUCAACCAUUGUAAAGUACCUCAGUCAGAGACUACAGCUGUGUCCUAAAUCCAGACUCCAUACUAAUUCUAUACAGUAUGCACUGCACACUAAGCUGUAAGUUUUACCAGUUAGCAUACAGAAGUAUCAACAUCAUCAGACCGCUGUUUCUCUUCAAAGCAACCAGACUCCAUUAACAAAAACAGUAAUGUAAAGUUUCAGACACUGCAGCUGCUGGUCUACCACCUCAACCAAAUAUUAAAAGAUUGAAUACUUACUUUUGUCGUCCAAGAAUUUGAGCUGUUUCAGCAUCAUGCACAUUUUUUUAACCAGGUGGUUCAGCUUUCUUUCCUUUUGCCAUUGCAUUGUGGGAAUAGUGUGUACCAUAAUCACACUUAAGCGUAUUUACUAUGCAUGCUGUCUGGUUUAUCUUAAGUUGUCACUUUUCCAGUCUGGACAUAGUUAAAGGUAGCUUAUCCUCAGUAUGUGGUUUAAAACUGAGACCCUGCGUAUAUCUCAAAAAGUGUUUUAUAGCUGUUAAUCAUUUACUUAAUAAAAGCUGCAUUAAGUGCUUUUGACCACUAGAGGGCAGAAAGACUUUUAAACACAGUCCGAACAACAUAAUCUCUACAAAGUCCCAGGUUAUCCAGGCUGAUGUUUUAGCAAACAGAUGUUUUUCCUGUUUGCUCAUCAGGCAGACACAGAACAACAUUUAAAUCUCUUGGUGUAUAUUUUCUUGCCACCUGACACAGAGAAAUGCAACAUUUGCAUGUCUUUUAGAUCUUUUUUUCCCAUGUUAGAUGCUAACUUUGGGGUUUUUUAUUGGACAGCUGAUGUUUCCUGCCAGGCAGGUACACUCAGUGUCAAAGUAAUAAUUAAAACAACGAUUACAAAGUGAUCAAAAUGCUAAUAUAGAAAAUAAUCAACACUGCAUUUGACCUGACAGCAGAAGAAUCAUAUUAAAAACUCUAUAAUUAAAUGUUUCAGUCAUUGUUUCUGAAAGAGUUAUUUGCAAAUAUACAAUAUCAGUACUAAGGAGCUUUAUACCCAAGUUUUUGUUCGCAUUGGUGCACCUGUAACAUAUUUUUUAUGAUCACAGUUGUAUU
Messenger RNA from Centropristis striata (black sea bass), 2034 nucleotides. It is a transcript of the gene plgrkt, whose product is annotated as plasminogen receptor, C-terminal lysine transmembrane protein. Bases 161 to 610 code for a protein of 149 amino acids. Gene Ontology annotation, cellular component: plasma membrane. Lineage: Eukaryota; Metazoa; Chordata; Actinopteri; Perciformes; Serranidae. The record is from RefSeq and is a predicted model, not a curated record. The transcript is spliced from 5 exons. Gene Ontology annotation, biological process: positive regulation of plasminogen activation.